This is a messenger RNA of Fusarium sp. VM40, 1680 nucleotides long. The record is from the annotation of a GenBank genome assembly. NCBI's taxonomy places the organism in Eukaryota, Fungi, Ascomycota, Sordariomycetes, Hypocreales, Nectriaceae.
AUGGCCGAGGAACAGAAGAACAUCGAGGUCCCCCAGGAGACCAAGCCUGAGCUUGCCACCACUGGCAUCUCUGCUCCUGCCGUUGAGGCUCCCGUCGAGACCAAGCCUGUCGACGAGACCCCAGUUGUCGCCGCCGAGACCGCUCCCGUCGUUGAGGACAAGACCGCCGAGGAGGCCGCUAAGGCCGAGGAGAAGAAGGAGGAGGAGGAGAUCAAGCCCGUUGAGGAGGGUCACCUGAACCACAAGGCUCAAGGCCUAAGCUUCCCCAAGAACCUGAUCGCUAGCAAGGAGUUCUUCUUCUUCGGUACCGAAGCCGUUGAGCCCAAGACUCUCUCCCACUACCUCAAGAGCGAGAAGUCCACCGAGACUGCUCACUCCAACAUCGCCUGGGCUUCCGAGACCGGCAAGGGUCUUCUUUUCGUUGGUGACAAGAAGAACCCCUCUGGCGUCAUCGGCCUUGCCGAUGCCACUGAGCCCGAGAUCGACGGCUCUCACAAGUUCCAUCUCACCUCCAAGGGCAACAAGCACACCUUCAAGGCUUCCAGCACUGCUGAGCGCGACAACUGGGUUUCUCAGCUGAAGCUCAAGAUCGCUGAGGCCAAGGAGCUUGCCACCACUAUUGUCGAGACUGAGACCUACAAGACUACCCUCGAGAGCUUCAACCCCGCUCCCAUCAAGAAGGAGGAGAAGGUUGCUGAGGCCACCAAGGAGGAGACCCCGGCCGCUGCUGUUGUCGCCCCUACCAUCGAGGAGGCUGCUCCCGUCGUUGAGGAGGCCCCCAAGGAGGAGGAGGUCAAGGACGUUAAGGCUGAGGAGCCCAAGCGCCGAUCUGCUAGCCGUAAGCGAACCUCUUUCUUCGGCUUCGGCAAGAAGGAUGAGGCCAAGAAGGACGAGGUUAAGAAGGAGGCCGAGACCCGAACCGGUGACGAGGUCGCCGUUGAGACCCCUGCUCUUGAGACCCCUAAGAUUGAGGAGCCCGUUAAGCCCGUUGAGGAGGUUGCUCCCGUUAUCCCCGUUGCUGCCGAGGAGCCCGCCAAGCCUGUUGACGAGACCCCCAUUGAGGCUGUCCCUGCCACCACUGAGCCCCUUGAGAGCCCCAAGGAGAAGCCCACUGCCACCAAGCGCAACAGCUUCUUCGGCAACGUCUUCUCCAAGAAGGAGAAGAGGACUCCUGAGCUCAAGCCUACUGAGCCUGAGGCUGCUAACGGUGUCGAUGCCGAGACCACUGCUCCCGUGAUUCCUCCUGUUGAGGCCACCACCCCUUUGGCCGUCGAUGUCUCUAGCCCCGCUACCGUCCCUGCCGAGACCACUGAGGCUGCUACCGCUACCUCCCCCGCCCCUGAGGUCAAGAAGGAUCUCAAGGAGAAGCGCAAGUCUUCUCUGCCUUUCGCCUUCGGCAAGCGUGACAAGUCUCCCGCCCCCGUUGAGGGUGAGAAGAAGGAGUCUCCUUUCUCCAAGCUCCGCAACACCAUCCGUGGCAAGUCCCCCAAGCCUGCUGAGAAGCGCGCCGAGGAGAACAAGGAGGAGACCCUCCAGGAGGAGCCCACUGAGAUCAAGGCUGAUGAGGUCAAGAUCGAUGAGGCCCCCAAGGUUGAGGAGCCCGUCGCUGCCACCGAGACCGAGGCUGAGGCUAAGCCUAAGGACGCUGCUCCCGCCCCUGUCGUCACCGCCGCCGCCUAG